Messenger RNA from Cavia porcellus (domestic guinea pig), 734 nucleotides. RefSeq lists its product as uncharacterized. The transcript is spliced from 3 exons. Lineage: Eukaryota; Metazoa; Chordata; Mammalia; Rodentia; Caviidae. The coding region runs from base 1 to 624 and encodes 207 amino acids. The record is from RefSeq and is a predicted model, not a curated record.
AUGUGGGAAGUGAGACCUGGGGUGGUGUCAGGGACCCUGCGUCGCGGGGGGCGUGGCCGCGCAGGCGUGCAGCGAUCAUUGGCCCCAGAGCUUGAGGGGGGCGCAGGUGAGACGACGGUUGGGCUUGGGACGGUUGGGUUUGGAGCCGCCAGUGGCGACCGGCUGCGCAGCAGCCAUGAACCUUGCGAGUCAGGGCGGCGAGGCUGGCUCUGGCCAGCUAGUGUUCGCCAGCUUCAACCGGGUCAACACGUAAGGCCGGGCCUGGAGUCAGGGCCAAGGGCGGCCGCCUCGCGUCCAGCCGGAGGGGUUGCCACCCGGCCUUCCCUAACCGCAGACCAGGCGCUGCAGCGCCCCGGGCGGGGAGGGGAUGGAGCCGGCUUGCUUUCGGGCUCGGACCCCCCCUCUCCCCAAAUUGGGAGCACAGGGAUGGUCUCAUCUCCCACCUCUGCCUUCAGCCUGUGCCCCAGUUCUCUCCUGCCAGCCUCUUGUGUCCGCCGCGUCCCAAGACCCCUUCUCAUUCGUCUUUCUUUAGCGCUGUUCUCUUUGCCAGACACAUUCAGCAGUCUUGGACGUUAUUUCCCAAAUCCAAGCUUCAGCAUGGUCUAUCACACGGAAGAUACCUGAUGAGUGUUAUGAAGCAAUGACUGACUGUGGCAGUGUUUCUGGGACUCUGAAGAGGCAAUUCAUACUUCAUGGUGGAAGUGGGAAAGGAGAUCAGCAAAGAUUCAAGAAAA